Messenger RNA from Diorhabda sublineata, 1327 nucleotides. RefSeq names its product sortilin-related receptor-like. Gene Ontology annotation, molecular function: protein binding. NCBI's taxonomy places the organism in Eukaryota, Metazoa, Arthropoda, Insecta, Coleoptera, Chrysomelidae. The record is from RefSeq and is a predicted model, not a curated record. The transcript has 4 exons. Bases 177 to 1208 code for a protein of 343 amino acids. Gene Ontology annotation, cellular component: plasma membrane.
UGUUUUUACCUUUCCUCACUUUCGGACGUUACCUUUAUUUCGAGUUAAUUGAAACCGGCGGCUAUUAGUGGUUCGAGGCACAUGGCAAAUGGCACAUGUUACAAAUCGUCUCAUUUUUCAAAACAAAUUAACAAUGUUUGUAUCGUAAAUUUAUCAUUUACAUCGACGUAAUCAAAAUGAUAUUGCAACCGAGUAACGUGGAAUUAACUAAAAUACAUUACUACGAAAAAAACAAUCAAAAUAUAUCUUCAUAUACGAUCAGUAAAAAAGUAGAUGAUAAAAAUUUUGGUAAUAAAAAAGUUAUCAUUAAAAAGAAUGUUUUCGGACAUAGAUGGGUGUUGCAAAUAAAUGAUGAUGGCGUUAGAAUUAAACGAAAUUCCAAAGUGAAAGUUUUAGUGUAUAUGUUAGUGUUUUUAUCUAUAUUGUUAGUAGUCGGGUUUGGAAUUUUUUUAACAUUAGAUAAUACGGUUUUUAAGAAAAAAGAAAAAAUGGUAAAACAUUAUGUUUAUCCUAAAGAUGUGAAUUUUCGCAAUAGACCAAAACCAAUGUCAAUAAAUGAUACAAUUAACGAAGAAUUAGUCACUGAUGUCAAUAACGACGUUUUUACUAAAGAAACUAAGAUGGUUUUUGAAAAGAAGCCUUAUUGUACAAACUGUACGUUAGAAAAAGAAAUUUGUUUGAAACUCAAUGGUACGUCUAAACCUGAAUGCGUCCCAACCAUAGAUGAAUACGACCCUACAGGUUGUGGGGGAUUAUGCCAAAUCAACAUUGAAUUUUGUCAAAUUUUGAGUAGAAAGUAUCAGGUAUAUCAAUGUUCGCCAAGAAAAACUACUCUCAAUUGCGCACAGGAUCAAUUUAAUUGUGGAAAUAUGUGUAUAAAUGCGGAAAAACGAUGUAAUGGUUUCAUAGACUGUUCAGAUAAAUCUGAUGAACAAAAUUGCGAUUGUGAUUAUUCGACUCAUUUCCAUUGCGGCAACGAAACGUCUUGUGUAUCCAAAACACACAUUUGCGAUAAAAGAAUCGAUUGUUGGGAUGGUAGCGAUGAAAAAAAUUGUAACUACGAACGAGCUUGUAAAGCCGGAGAGCAUCCUUGCGAUAGUAAUGCUUGUAUUAAGAUAGAACAACUUUGCAAUGGUGUUACGGACUGCAUCGACGGAUCAGAUGAACCGGAAGGAUGUUCCACACAAAAUGUAACAGAAAAACUGUAAUUUCCAUGAAGAUUCUUCCGAAAAGCAGUGGAAUUUGUUGCAAAAACAUUUUUAUUAUAUUUGAUUGACAAAUAUAAUUCAUUUUUUUAUUAAAAAUCAAUAAAUUUCUCUUAAUCUCA